This is a messenger RNA of Nilaparvata lugens (brown planthopper), 1289 nucleotides long. Its product is annotated as nuclear transcription factor Y subunit beta. NCBI's taxonomy places the organism in Eukaryota, Metazoa, Arthropoda, Insecta, Hemiptera, Delphacidae. The transcript has 3 exons. Bases 123 to 1181 code for a protein of 352 amino acids. The record is from RefSeq and is a predicted model, not a curated record.
GGCACGUACCAAGCUGUGAAGCAGGAGCACGUACGUCUUCAUUCACAAAUGCAAUUUCAAUUUGGUAUAAAAAGCUAAGUCGGUUGACAAAAUGACAUCAGUCACUGAUUGACAGCACUAACAUGAAGACCAUUUGCUUGAGCGUCGUUGUGGUGGCUGCUUGCCUGGCAGUGUGCUAUGCAGAGGCACCCUCCGCUCCCUACCCCCCCAGUGGCUGGAAGCCGUCCGGUCGCCUCCUCUUGUUGCCUGUCAAGCAGCAGCAACUUGACAACCAGUAUGGACCUCCUGCUCCGGUAUCCGCGACCUACGCACCUCCUCAGGCAGAAGAAACAGUAAAUGCUUCCUCAUUCCCAGCAUCUGAGCAGCUGCAGCAACAGCCAGGAGUGACCAGUGGUGUGUACCAUGUGCUUUUGCCUGACGGCCGUCUGCAGAGAGUCGAAUUCACAACUGCGCCCCUCAACUCAGAGGCAGCCCAAAGCUUCACCAGUCCAUCACAACACCAAGAGAGCAAUGGACAAUACCAGCCUCAACAACAGUCCAGCAAUUACCAGAUUCAGCAAAGCCAAAAUUUCGAAGCAGCUCCUGUUCAACAGUUUGCUUUCCCUGCCGCUUUUCCUCAAACCAACGACCAAAGCUCCAGAUUCACACAAGGCCAAACUGCUGGUCAAUCCGCGUUCCAAAAGCCAGCCUUCCAACAGAACCAGUUCGGCCUCAACACGUUCCAGCAGUCACAGACCCAGCAGAACCAUUUGGGACAGACCAGCUUCCAGCAGAAACCAUUCGGCAAAUACGAGGAUCAAACCAGCCAACAGGAUUCAUUCAGCACUGGUGAUGUGUCUUCAAAGCAGGAGAGACAGUACCUGAGUCCUAGACCCAACUCUACUCCAGAGUCUGAGAACAACUUCAACCAGUACAACACUUUCCAGAGCAAUGCUGUUAUUUCAUCAGGGAAAAUAGUUAAUGCCCAGCAGCAACAGAACAAUCAGCCCCAAGUUUUUGGAUACCAACCAGCUUACUCCACCCAGACCCAACAGAGCGAACAGGCAGAUGCAGAGACUGUGCCAACCCCACAAACUGGAUUUGUGGCCAACGUGCAGUACAAGGAUGUUGAACCGAUUCCGGGACCUAUCUACUCUUACAAUCCAGCUCCAUUGGUUCGCAUUCUACGUAAGACUGAAUAAACUCUGACUCCUUCAAAAAUGAUUAUUGGUACUAUUGGUUAUAUGUAAUUAAGUGUGCUGAUCAUGUGAAACUUAUCAAGAAUAAAGUAAUUAUACUUAGUGCAGUUA